GCUCUCUUUCUUGCAAAUGUUUCUAUAGACCCUGACGUUCCCGAGGCUGAAAUGUCAUCUAAAGUACCUCGCGUGACUCCUGUAGCAAUAAAUAACCUUUCACAACAACAUGUUGAUUUUAUUGGUUCCACUCCGUCGAGUAUUACUCGCGUUUUGACUUAUACUUCUCCACUCGUGCAUUUGUUCUCUUAUUUUUUAUCUUUGCUCUCAUGGUCAACAAAAAGUCCCUCGGAAUCAUGCUUACUUGUGGCUGCCUGGUGGACUAUUUGCCUUUAUCCCAAGGAGUUAAUAAUUUACGGUGCUCACAUUGGUUUAAUUUCUUGGAUCUGUUGGAACUGGGUUGAAAGAGGAAAGAGUGAGAGAUUAGGAAAGUCUAACUUUACAUUAGCGACUUCACAAUUAGAUCUAAAUAGAACCGUUCAAGAGAUACAUAACAUUUCAGAUAAACUCGCUUCUUUUCAUAAAGUUCUCAAUCAUGUGAAUUCUUAUAUUAAUUGGUCAGAUCCUGUACAAACACGAAAGGUUUUAUUUGGUUUAGCAUAUUCAUAUCCUGUAUGGAUUUUAUUCAACUAUUUUGUAUCGUUAUCAUGGAUAUUCAUAAUUGUUGGUACAUGUUUCUUUGUAUGGAAUAGUCCAUGGUCCAAAGUUAUUCGAUAUACCCUUAUGCAAUCUCAAUUAUUCAGUGGAUUUGUAAACUUUAUACUUGGUUUUCUACGUAGUGGAGGUUUGCAACAAGAGGGUAAAGUGUUUUCCGUUGGUACUAGGGAUUUAUCCGGUAUAUUUCGUAAAGUAAGAGAACAACAAAAAAAAUUUCCUUUAAGAAGUAUAUCUUCAAAGGAAGAUACAAAAACGACAUCUGUAGAUUUAAUAUAUCGGUUUGUUAUAUGUGAAAAUCAACGUUGGUGGCUUGGGUUAGAUUGGACAACAAAUUUAUUUCCUAACGAAAGACCUCCUUGGUCAGAUGAAUAUAAUGAACCAAUUAAUGAUAAAGAUACGUUUGAACUUCCUCAGAGUAAGGUAACGGAAACGAAAUCACCAGAAAACCCUAAUAUACUCAUUCGAAAGGCAAUACAAUGGGAAUGGGUUGAUCCAAAUUGGUGGAUUGAUACUGAGGGUACUGUUGAUAAAGAGGGUUGGGGAUAUUUCGAUAAUCGAUGGAAUAAUCCAUCUUCUAAAAGUGGAUUCAGAAGAUAUACUCGUAGGAGAAAAUGGAUCAGGACUGCUAAAAUGAUAGAAACGAUUCAAAACAUUGAGAAUCCUUCUAAUUCAACACCUACAUCUGAUGAAAAAAUCGAUCAUAUUGAAAAUAUUGAUGAUUCAUGUAUUAAUGACAAAUCUUCAUUGAACGACCACAAAGUCGAGGAUUCAAGCACUCAGAUAGAACAUCCUGACGAAAGCUUGACAGUAAAAGAAGCUUCAUCUUAA
Molecule: messenger RNA, 1425 nt
Organism: Dentiscutata erythropus
Lineage: Eukaryota; Fungi; Glomeromycota; Glomeromycetes; Diversisporales; Gigasporaceae
Source: the annotation of a GenBank genome assembly